GAGACGUCCUCACGUGUCACAGGCCUGUCGCGUUCUCCUUACAGACCAUCUCCACUAAACUCAACUUUUGUCGUUGGUCUCAACAAACCUCUUAUGGAUACUGACCCAAGGAUAGAUGCAGCUUGUAGCUUCCUUCUUCAGGCCCCUCCAGGAGAAAUCAACGAUGUCUUGAACGAUGUACGAAACAUAAUCUCCGAUGACGAACUACUUCAGGAUGGAGUGCUACCGGCAUUAAGGCAGUACAAUUUGGAACAGUUCAUCACUGUGGAUGUCCCUGGGACAGAUCAUCAAUCUGUGAUAAGUGAAGCUGCCCGGCUACCGGUUUCGGACGAUGGAGAGGAAAGAUGGCUCGAUCCACGUUCUAAGACGAGUUUUGCUUUCAACCAUUUGACUUUGGAAGCAGACGAUCCUCAACCUGUCGAGCCGAACGAGAACUAUGAACCCUUGCGUUCUGCGCUGGAAAAAUCAGCGAUUAGCUAUCUCGCUGCUCAUUUUCACGAUGGGGUCUGUUCCGUUUUUACACCGAGAGAGCCCGCCAAUAUCUUCACCUUACAAGUCGUAGCGAACAAGUACAAUCCGACAAACUUCUGGUCUGGGCGAUGGCGAUCGGAAUACAUCAUCAAUCUUGACGUGAAUACACUAGAAGGAAAAAUCUUCGUAAAUGUCCAUUAUUAUGAACAGGGAAAUGUUCAAUUAUCCACGACACACUCGAUAUCGUUGUCCCUCACUUCUGCUAUUGUUACCUCUCCGCCAAGUACUGCAGCAUCCAAGAUUCUUGCGCUCAUUGAAACGGAAGAGAGGAACUAUCAAACCUCGCUGAACGACACUUACCAGCAGAUGUCGGAAAAGACGUUCAAGAGUCUGAGACGUGCUUUGCCGAUGACUAGGCAGAAAUUAGACUGGGAUAAGGUACUCGGCUACAAACUUGGUGCUGAGCUGUCUUCAAGCAAAGGAAAUUUUGGAUCAUCAUAAGAAGCUGCAUAUUCUGUAGUGUACCUCAAAUCCAGACUGGAUCGUUUCAACGCCGUCCCCAUC
Messenger RNA from Marasmius oreades (fairy-ring Marasmius), 1035 nucleotides. RefSeq lists its product as uncharacterized. Bases 94 to 972 code for a protein of 292 amino acids. The record is from RefSeq and is a predicted model, not a curated record. Lineage: Eukaryota; Fungi; Basidiomycota; Agaricomycetes; Agaricales; Marasmiaceae. Gene Ontology annotation, cellular component: actin cortical patch; F-actin capping protein complex. The transcript is spliced from 8 exons. Gene Ontology annotation, molecular function: actin filament binding. Gene Ontology annotation, biological process: barbed-end actin filament capping; actin cytoskeleton organization.